AUGUUGAUAAAAGGAAGUCUAUUACUUGUCUUCACUAUUAUUUUAUUAAAUAAUAUGAAAAUUGAAUGUGGAAUAAUUCAAUGUUAUUCUUGUUCAGAUUGUGGUGAUUCAAUAUUAACAAAUGAAAAUAUAAUUCAAACAACUAAAGAUGAAGAUCAAUGCAUUAAAACAAUAAUUAAAACAGGAAUAAAUAGUGAAGGUCAAAAAACAAUUAAUCGAGGUGCUUCAUCACAAUGUCGACCAUAUUCAAGUGAACUUAUUUCAAUUGAUUGUUGUCAAUCGGACUUUUGUAAUAAAUAA
This is a messenger RNA of Rotaria sordida, 300 nucleotides long. NCBI's taxonomy places the organism in Eukaryota, Metazoa, Rotifera, Eurotatoria, Philodinida, Philodinidae. The record is from the annotation of a GenBank genome assembly.